UUAUUUCCACCGCCGGAAUUCAGCGUGGGAGGUACGAAUCGCACAGUUUGGACAGUGAAGGAAGAUGUCUGUCACCCUACACACAGACCUGGGAGACAUGAAGCUCGAGCUGUUUGUUGAACAGUGCCCAAAGACUUGUGAAAACUUCCUCGCCCUGUGUGCCAGCAACUAUUAUGAUGGCUGUAUAUUCCACAGAAACAUCAAGGGAUUUAUGUUGCAGACUGGGGAUCCCACAGGAACUGGAAAGGGAGGUACUAGCAUAUGGGGGCAACACUUUGAAGAUGAACUCAGAGAUGCUUUAAAGCAUAACACAAGAGGCAUUCUGUCAUCAGCAAACAAUGGUCCUGAUACAAAUGGAUCACAAUUUUUCUUAACAUACUCAAAACAACCUCAUUUGGAUAUGAAAUACACUGUCUUUGGAAGAGUGAUAGAUGGCUUUGACACAUUGGAUGCCCUGGAGAAACUGCCGGUGAACGAGAAGACGUUCAGACCAACAAGUGACAUCAAGAUCAGAGAUAUCACUAUUCACGCAAACCCUAUAGCUGGAUGAUAAUCAACAGUUGUGUUGUUGAGAUCAGAAUCUUGUAGGUGGGGCAUGUUUGACAAAUAUCUAAAAACUACUAUUUGCAUUCCACCAAAUGCAAGUCUACAUGCUCAAAGAAAUUGAUUUUGCAUACACUAUGUACAACAGCGUUGGAAAUUAAUUUUUAAGACUAGUCCUGAAGAGUAGUGUAAAGUGAUAUCUUCGGGUGUCCUCCAAGUUUGGUGUGAAGGGUUGCAUCCUCUAGGCAUGCCAGAAACCUAUGAUUGUAGGUUUUACAUCUGGUUUGCUUCCAGGAUUGUCAGCGCCGAAUCUAUGCAAGUGGGUUUCACUAAAUUGGUAAAUGUCU
Haliotis rubra (blacklip abalone) is the source of this 890-nucleotide messenger RNA. Its product is annotated as peptidyl-prolyl cis-trans isomerase-like 3. Gene Ontology annotation, cellular component: catalytic step 2 spliceosome. Bases 65 to 550 code for a protein of 161 amino acids. Lineage: Eukaryota; Metazoa; Mollusca; Gastropoda; Lepetellida; Haliotidae. The transcript has 6 exons. Gene Ontology annotation, molecular function: peptidyl-prolyl cis-trans isomerase activity. The record is from RefSeq and is a predicted model, not a curated record. Gene Ontology annotation, biological process: protein folding; protein peptidyl-prolyl isomerization.